AAUCGCCAGAAGGCGGCUCAACAUUUGUCUGCGCAAAAGCGUUUCGUGUGUCGAGCAAAAGUUAAAAAAAAAAGACCAAAAAAAAAAAAAGAACACUGAAAAAAAACUCUCCGGGCGCACAACUUCGCGACAGUUACACUCUCUCGUUCCCCUGGCAGAAAAAAGAACCACCCACACAAAAAAUGUACAUAAAAAAUACUUGAUUGAGAGUGUGAACCCCUUUUUUUUCUCAUCGGCGAAAUAAACAGUUUUCAAUCGUCAUAUUUCGUGUGUGUCUGUGUGUAUAUAAAAUAAAAACGAGAUAUACGUCACUGUUAUUCGCGAGUGUCUAGAGUUUUUUUUUCUGUUUCUCGCACUGUGUGUCUCUCUCCCCCCCUUCCCCCUUGUGUGUUAAAUUUUUAUUUAUCCCUCCACAAGUGUUAAAACAAUAGUUUUAUGUUCUCAUUUUUGAUUUGUGUUCUUCCCUGAUAAAAAAGGAAAUAUUUCUUGAAAAAACAUUAAGUGGUGGGGAUGAAGGGACAAAUGGUGGAGAAUAAUAAAAAAAAACUUGAGAAUUGAAAAGUGUUUUUUUAAAAAUUAGACUGACACGUGUUGAAUUCCAUUCUUGGCCCUUAAAGAAACACACACAUAAAACGAAAAACCCCGAGUGAGUGAGAAAGAGAGAGAGACCCCAGAGAAGGUUAAUCUCGCCGAUCGAUAAACUGUCAAGGAUUUUUCCCAUCCAUGUACCCAGAAUUUGUUUCAAUUUUAGUGUAAUUUUUUCCAAAAUUUCAUCAAGUAAUUUUUAUUUAACGAAAAGAGGAACAAUUCUCGUGUUUAUGAGACUAUUUUUUUUUUUUUGUAAAAAUGGACAAUUUCGAGAAAAUGAUGCUGAUGGUGAUAAAUCGAUGCGGCCCUGACACAUCAUCAUCAUCAUCAUCAUGUGAAAAAUAAAAUCAGUGUUUUUAAAUUUAAAAAAAGGGAAUAAUAGAAAAGAGGAAAGGACCUUUUUUCCUCCCUCUCUCUCUCUAUCUCGUAAUGAAAAAUGAUUUUUUUGAAAUAAUUCUUAUGAUAACGUCGUACGGUCGCCAUUUUGAAUUCGGUCCCACUCCAGAGACGUGUAAAUGUAGUGUACGUGAGGAGUGUAUAUGUGAAAAACUUGUUCUCUCUUCCUUCUCGGCAUUUGACGUGUAAUAGUAUUUUUUUUCUCACUGUGUGUGUUAUAAGAAAAAUUUUCGGUAUAUGGAAAAAAUUUUUUCUUCCUUUGAUUUCGCAGAAAAGGGAAAUUGAAAAUCUAAUCGAGAGUUUUCCUUUUUUUCAACUAAAGAAUUUUUCAUAAAUAGAAGUUAUUUAUUUCAAAGUGUUCGAAUGUUCUCAACCUAAAAGGGUGGGACGAUGAAAAAUCUUUAAAAAGGUGGAAAUGGAUAAAUUUUAGGUUAAGAUUCAUAUCGCGAGGACUAAUUUUUCAAAGAAAUCAGAAAAGUGCCAUUUUCUUCUCUCAAAAGUGAAAAAAUUCUUUUUUAGAUAAUAUUUUCGAAAAAGAUUCCUAAUUUUCAUGACUCGACAUAAUAAUGACAAGUGAUGAUUGUCUUGUUUGGAAUUAUUCAAAUUGGGGAGUGUGCAAAAAUUUUCAUCACUUGAUGUUAAUUGAGGAAAAAUCGAGGACGUGGUGAAAUUUUAUUUUUUUUCGGGGUGUGUUUUUUGUUUCUUUUCAAGAAUUAGUGGACAAGUCUAAAAAAUUUUAAAAGUCCCCCCCUUUUAAAGGGGGGUGUGGGGUAAACUUAAAUGAGAGGAUCACGGGAUUUUCGUAUUGGUUUUAAAGAUGUGGACGGUAAUGAUGACGAUGAUGAUGGUGGUGGUGGUGGUGGAGGUGGUGUGAGUAUUGAUAGUGAACUGUCGAUUUCAAUCAAAAUGGCCCCUGGCCCGGAACAUCGUCAGGAACCAUUGACAAGUGAUAAAAAUACGGAAAAUCGUGUUGUUGUACAAUUGACAAAUGAAACAAAUGGUGAAUUAAAUACUAAUGUCGUCGAUAAUAGUUUGAGUAACAAUUCAAAUAAUAUUGAAAGUGUCGAUGGGAUUUCGAAUAAUUCUCAGUCCAUUCCAGUUCAUUCCUUGGCUGAUAAUAAACAGGAAGAACCAGCAACUGUUUCCGCAUUGAAUGAAGGAGAACUGAGGGCAUUAUUAAACGAAGCCUUAACAUAUAAACGUCCCAAAGAUCGUGAAGGAAAAUCCGAUCUUUUCAAGGAACUUCUUCAGGAGGUCGAGGCAGAUGAGACCGAGGAAGGUCGUCGAGUGAUCGCCAAUUCUCGUUGUCUUCCUGGUUCAAAUCGUCGACGUCAUAAGCGGGAUUCCGUAUCGGAACGACUCACUCACGGUGGUUCAUUGCAAAAUCUCGCUCAGCCUAUUAAUUCAGAAUUCGACAGUAGUUUCGCCUAUCUCACGUCCGGAUCGAGUCACACAUACGGUUGUAGUCGAAGAAAAGGAAAGAAGCAUACUGGACCGAGUGUUUCCGCCAGGCAACGGGAAGGUGGUUCACUUCCGUCUAACGUCAACGCCUCCCAUACAAUUGCCUCGCUCGCCAAUUUCGAUUUAGUCUUUGACAAAAAGCGUUUCUCGGAGGAAAGAACCGUUUGCGACUGGACGUUAAAGGAAAAAUCAAAGUCACUUGAUAAAACUUCGUGCACCAGUUCAAAGACGAAAUUCGACGAGAAGGAUAAGGAGAAAAAGGAGGGAAAACGGGAAAUUGCCGGCGGUCCAAGUGAAGCGGAGAGUGAGAUUCGUGAUAAGAGGAACUGCCGAGGCAAACAAGGGACAAAUGAAAUGCUCGAAUCGGAUAACCCGAGCCUAGACUGCAAACGAGAUUACAUGGUAAUCGAUCUGAGCGGCGAUGUCGAGCAGGUGCCAGGCAACAAUGAUCGAAAUGCGAGCACUCCGAGUGGCGGGAGUGUUCAGAGAUCGCGCUCCAUCGAAACGGAGGACGACGAGGGCACGGAACUGAAGAUCAUUGAGCCAAGGCGUCCAGUUCAAUUUAUCACAAGGGCCACAUUCGAUAUUGCACAAACGCCAGUCGACAGUACCAUUGAAUUUCCAUUUCGUGAUCAUCAAAAGGACGAGAAGGCAACAUCGAAACUCGCCAUCAAUGGCUCCGACGCAUCGAGUGCACUUCCAUUCACGACCUAUAACAGUGUUCGUGUCCUUGGCAAUCCAAGUUCAACAUCGAAUGCUGCCUCGACACAGGGCAAAGUUAUAGUGCCGAGCAUGUACCAAGUCAUGCCCGUCACAUGGUCGUCCUCAAAUCUUGCAAUGGAAGCAAUGUCGAGAUUCACCGCUCAACAUAUCACAGUUAAAGAUUCGUCGAUAGCCGGUGAAAAAAAGUCAUUAGACGAAAAUGGUAAUGCAGUGCAAAGUUACAAUAAUGGUGAGCGUAAGAAAAAUCGUCGAAAACACACGCAAGAACCAAAUGUCAUUGUUUAUAAGGCUGGUGAGGUUGAGGGUCAUCGUAAUACCGAGGACAUUGAUAGUCUUUUGAAUUUUAUCGAGAACAAGGAGUCAAAGGGUAAAAAGGGCAAAACCGGUAAUGGCGUACGCGUGAAAGCAAAUUCCGGAGCUAAGCCAAGAAAUCGUGACAAGGACACUAAACGCGAACAGAUACCCGCCAAACUUCAUAAGUCAAAUUCACUCGAGGAAAUAUCGAAAACAAAACUCGAGGAUCUCACGAUUGAAAAGUGUACGAGUUCGAGUGGCGCGAGCAGUGUCUCCAGUCAGCACAGUGCGGGAAACGUGUCGCUCCGAAGAUCGAAGCAAAGAAGUACAGGCGACUCGGCGGACUCGAGGGGCGAUCGACGUUCCUGGGGCACUGAGGAGGGUCAGUCGAUUUAUUGCAACGACACUGGCGACGAAUACACGAUGCGUCGUAAUUCAACGAGGAAAAUGAACGCAACGGAAUCGGAGGCCGAACCUGAAUUUCUUGUCGUCACCAAGAAGAAGAAGAGCAAAAAACAAAGACGCAGCUCAAGCGGUAGUCGGGCGCAAAAUUUGUCAACUUCUGGCUCGUAUCUCCAGAGGUCACGUGGAUUCUCCAACGACUAUCGAACCCCACUUUCGCCCGAAUUAAGGAGGAAAUCGGCCAGUAGCAUGCCUCCAAGCGACAAGUCGGACAGCAGCGAUUUGGAUUCGGUGCAUUCGUUGCCGGUGACGUCAAACACUGAGAAGCACAAUCUAACAAAAACGGCAAAUUCAUCGGGCGGCACACCGCAAGCGAGUUAUGCCGAUAUCGCGCGUAUGGUCUCGAUAAAUAUGACCAAUUCGAUAUUAAAUGACACGCACAUGGUGCCCAAUGUAUUGAACAGCACUAAUUGGCCGAGUGUUGUUACGACAACAACAAAAGCACCAUCCGAACCCGAUAAAUUAACACACGAUUCAUAUCCAAGUCUCGAUGAAAUUCAACACAGCGAACGAAGAAUGAGGCAAAAUAAUUUUUCGCACAGCAAUCAUGUUACAAGUGCAUUGAGUUUAAGUUUCGAUAAACCACCGUCGCCAGUUUUGAUGAAAUCAAAAAUUGACAAUAAAAAAGCAGAGGCUCGCGAAGAGGCGAUCAAUAAAAAUAUUCAAGUCUUCAAAUACGUGCAGGACAUUGAGAAGAUGCAGCAGAGCUUAACGCAGGAUAACAAAACCAGUAACAACUCUAGUCCAAAUUCAAAUGAAACAACGCCCACAAACCCAGUGCCACCGAAAAUCAGCAAUCCCGUCUCAAUGAGUUCGCCCAUCGAAUUUGAACUCAACAGUUCAAACGAAAGCGUUAAAGAAUCAUUGAAAACAAAUUCCCGCGUAAGGAAAACUUCCCAAAAUCCCGGACACGAGGAAAAUAAUCCAAAAAAAUCCGAAGAUGCUAAAUCAACCCAAAGUCACGAUGUCAAAACACAUCAUCAUCAUCAUCAACAACAACAACAACCACCACAACAACAACAAAAUAACGAAUUGAAAAUUCAACAAAAUUACGAGUCAAAAACACAAAAGAAUCCCGAAACAAAAGCAGAAAAACACAAUAAUAAUAAUGAUGAAUCAGACGUGAAAUCACGAACAAAAAAUUCUACACCAAGUGCUUCCACAAAUACAUUAACAAAAAGUGAAAAAUUCACCAAAGCAUUAAAUCCAAAAACAAUUUCAUCAUUAUCAAAAAAUAAUCGCAAUGACGAGUCGGAGAAAAAAUCAUCAUCGAAUAAUAAAUUGGAAAGAGAUGAAAAAUUGGAAAAUAAUUCACGACCAGCGGUUAUAUUACUUGACGAGAAUAAUUCAGAGAAUUCACGUAAUUCUGAUUCAAGUGAAUUGACAUUUGGUUUUGAGAUAAAUGAACAACUUUUACUUGCCGAAGACACGGAGGAGACAACACCCACGCCUAGUCCUGUUUUUUCACCGGGUGUACCGCCGCCAUUUAAUAAACAACAAGCAUUGCCAUUGGCACAGCCACUAUCAUCGUCAUCAUCAACAACCACAUCGUCAACGUCAAAUUCAACAUUAACAGCAGCAGCCGGUGGUCAUAUUAAUCCAACGGCAUUAACAAAUACCUAUCAGAAGCAUGUGAGAAUAUUCGAUAAAUAUCCGGGUAAUUUUCAUAUGAAUCAUCCGGGACAUCAUCCAAUACAUCAUCAUCAUCAUCAUCCUCAGGGUAUGCCAAUUGCACAUGUUAUGCAAGCGUCGCCAAAUGUGAUCUUUAGGUUUCAACCGCCGCCGGUAUUUAUAAGACCGCCGCCAAUGGUGCCGCCUGCUAAUAUGGAAAAAUUCAUACAGCACACAACGACGCAUCCAAAGGAGGAUUUUUCAGUGCGUUACGUUGCACCGGAGCGUACUGUCAAUGUACAAAACUAUAAUCAUGAUAAGAUUGUGUCAUUCGUUGGAUUAGCGUGGGAGGAUGUAAUGAAGGAAAUGCCAGCAACGACAACCGGUCGUGUACGAUAUUACAGUGGACAGUGAGAAAUAACUUUUUAAAAACAAAAAUAUAUAAACGAAAAAGAAAAAAAGAAUAAAAAUCUAUACAUAUAUAAAUAUAUAUUUAAAAAAAAAGAAAAAAAACUAUAAUUUUAAACUAAAGUGCUUCGUAUAACAGUAAUAAAAAAAAAAAUAAAAUAAAAUUUGAAAAAAAACAAAUUAAUUCACGUCUUCAAGAAUCCGUCGACAGAACAUUUUUAGUGCGUUAUUAAAGUGCGCGGAUUUAAAAAAAUAAAUAAUAAUGAUAAUAAUAAUAAAAAAAAACUGCAAGUUCAUCACUUAAAAGUGUGAAAAUAGUUUUAAAA
Messenger RNA from Leptopilina heterotoma, 6269 nucleotides. RefSeq names its product M-phase inducer phosphatase (gene tyf). NCBI's taxonomy places the organism in Eukaryota, Metazoa, Arthropoda, Insecta, Hymenoptera, Figitidae. The transcript has 10 exons. The coding region runs from base 1765 to 5949 and encodes 1394 amino acids. The record is from RefSeq and is a predicted model, not a curated record.